UGCAUCUUCUCGACAUCAUGGGUCUCACAAGUGAUCCGAACUACAAGAAAUUGGAACAAUGGUACAGAUCCAACGCUGGCAACCUUAACAUGAGGCAGAUGUUUGAGGCCGAUAAGGAUCGAUUCAGCAAGUUCAGUACAACACUGAACACCGAUGAUGGAGACAUCUUGAUCGAUUACUCGAAGAAUCUCAUUAAUGAGGAAGUCAUGAAGAUGUUGAUUGCCAUGGCAAAGUCGAGGGGAGUGGAGGCCGCUCGGGAGAAGAUGUUCACUGGAGAGAAGAUCAACUUCACUGAGGGCCGCGCCGUUCUCCACACUGCUCUGCGGAACCGGUCCAACACCCCCAUCCAUGUUGGCGGGACAGACGUAAUGCCUGAGGUUAACAGGGUCCUGGAGAAGAUGAAGAACUUCUGCCACAAAGUACGCAGUGGAGAAUGGAAGGGCUUCACUGGACAGGCCAUCACGGAUGUUGUUAAUGUGGGCAUUGGGGGAUCUGACCUAGGCCCUCUGAUGGUUACUGAAGCUCUGAAGCCCUACUCCAAGGGAGGCCCCCGUGUCUGGUUCGUAUCCAACAUCGAUGGAACGCACAUGGCCAAGACCCUGGCUGACCUGAAUCCUGAGUCCACGCUUUUUAUCAUUGCUUCUAAGACAUUCACCACUCAAGAGACCAUCACCAAUGCAGAGACUGCCAAGGAGUGGCUCCUGCAGAAUUUUCAGGAUAAAUCUUCAGUGGCCAAGCACUUUGUGGCUCUCUCCACUAAUGCUCCAAAAGUGAAGGACUUUGGGAUUAACACCGACAACAUGUUUGAGUUCUGGGAUUGGGUUGGUGGUCGUUAUUCCCUGUGGUCUGCUAUUGGACUGUCCAUCGCAUUGCACAUUGGAUUUGACAACUUUGAGCAGCUGCUCAGUGGAGCCCACUGGAUGGAUAACCACUUCCGCCGCACUCCCCUGGAGGCCAAUGUGCCCGUGCUCCUGGCCAUUCUGGGAGUCUGGUACAUCAACUUCUUCCAGGCUGAGACCCACGCCAUGCUGCCCUAUGACCAGUACAUGCACCGCUUCGCUGCAUACUUCCAGCAGGGCGAUAUGGAAUCCAAUGGCAAAUACAUCACCAGCCAGGGCACACGCGUGAACUACCACACCGGCCCUAUUGUGUGGGGCGAACCCGGGACCAACGGCCAGCACGCCUUCUACCAGCUCAUUCAUCAAGGAACACGCAUGAUUCCUGCUGACUUCCUCAUCCCUGCUCAAACCCAGCACCCAAUCAGAGACAACCUGCACCAUAAGAUUCUGAUCGCCAACUUCCUGGCCCAGACUGAGGCCCUGAUGCGGGGAAAGACCCCCGAGGAGGCUCGCAAGGAGCUGGAGGCCAGCGGAAUGAGCGGGGAGCCUCUGGAGAAGCUGCUGCCGCACAAAGUAUUCGAAGGGAACAAACCAACCAAUUCCAUUGUGUUCAAGAAGUUGACCCCUUUCAUUCUUGGAGCGCUUGUUGCCAUGUAUGAGCACAAGAUCUUCGUGCAGGGCGUUAUGUGGGAGAUCAACAGUUACGACCAGUGGGGAGUGGAGCUGGGGAAGCAGCUGGCCAAGAAGAUCGAACCCGAGCUCCAGGAUGACAGCGAGGUGCAGACUCACGACUCCUCCACCAACGGGCUCAUCAGCUUCAUCAAGAAAAACUACGCUUGAGCUCCAGCGACCCCUCCCCACUGCCCCAUGGCAAUCACCAGUGCAAGGACCUGACAACAUAGCCACUUAGCUGUCUGAGAAGCUGAGCACUUUACGUGUGUAAUCAAUCUCCUGUUUGUGUAACUGAUGUCUAGUGAAUCGUGAGACUUUACUGUACUUGAUUAAGUGUGCUAAUGUUAAACCACACCUACCCCACUCUUUACCUAGUGAAGAAAUAAAUGUUUGCUUGUCACUUUA
This is a messenger RNA of Anguilla rostrata (American eel), 1916 nucleotides long. It is a transcript of the gene gpib, whose product is annotated as glucose-6-phosphate isomerase b. Gene Ontology annotation, biological process: glucose 6-phosphate metabolic process; glycolytic process; gluconeogenesis. NCBI's taxonomy places the organism in Eukaryota, Metazoa, Chordata, Actinopteri, Anguilliformes, Anguillidae. The record is from RefSeq and is a predicted model, not a curated record. Gene Ontology annotation, molecular function: monosaccharide binding; carbohydrate derivative binding; glucose-6-phosphate isomerase activity. Gene Ontology annotation, cellular component: cytosol. The transcript is spliced from 18 exons. The coding region runs from base 18 to 1679 and encodes 553 amino acids.